UGAUGCUAGUGAGUGACCCCUCAUCCUCUCAGGAACCAUGGAGUCGGCCAUCAAGCUCACUCUCAUCUCCUUGGUGAUCUGUGCCUGCAGUGUGGGGACUAAAGCAAAGUAUACCCAGGGAUGUGAAGAUCGAUACACCUCCCUUGACUGUGGUUCAGACUUGAUUGAUGUGCAGUUGGCCAGUUACGGUCGGACAGACAGGAUCACCUGCUCUGAUGGACGCUCAUGCCACGAGCUGUCCAACACCAGCUGCUCCGCCCCCAGCUCUCUCUCAGAAGUGAAGAAACGGUGUGAUGGAAGGAUGACCUGCAUGGUGAAGGCUUCAUCGCUCAUCUUCUCAGAUCCGUGCGCCGGCAUCUCCAAGUACCUGGAGGUCCUCUAUCGCUGUGUCUCCCCAGAGGAAAGGACCAGCCAGACAUGUGAAGGUGGCGAAGGAAAACUGGAAUGUGGUUCAAACGUAAUCCACAUCCAUGACGCCAGUUAUGGCCGGACUGAUGAAACCACCUGCUCUUCUGGACGACCUGCACAUCAGCUUAGCAACACCAACUGCUAUGCUCCCACAACACUCCCCAUAACAAGGGAAAGAUGCGAAGGAAGAAGCACAUGCACAGUGCAUUCCUCCAACCACAUCUUCACUGAUCCGUGUUUUGGCACCUACAAAUACCUGCACAUCUCCUACAGCUGUGUUCCUCCAAAGUCCAGCCAGACCUGUGAAGGCCAUCACAGCAGUCUGGAAUGUGGUUCAAACGUAAUCCACAUCCAUGACGCCAGUUAUGGCCGGACUGAUGAAACCACCUGCUCUUCUGGACGACCUGCACAUCAGCUUAGCAACACCAACUGCUAUGCUCCCACAACACUCCCCAUAACAAGGGAAAGAUGCGAAGGAAGAAGCACAUGCACAGUGCAUUCCUCCAACCACAUCUUCACUGAUCCGUGUUUUGGCACCUACAAAUACCUGCACAUCUCCUACAGCUGUGUUCCUCCAAAGUCCAGCCAGACCUGUGAAGGCCAUCUCAGCAGUCUGGAAUGUGGUUCAAACGUAAUCCACAUCCAUGACGCCAGUUAUGGCCGGACUGAUGAAACCACCUGCUCUUCUGGACGACCUGCACAUCAGCUUAGCAACACCAACUGCUAUGCUCCCACAACACUCCCCAUAACAAGGGAAAGAUGCGAAGGAAGAAGCACAUGCACAGUGCAUUCCUCCAACCACAUCUUCACUGAUCCGUGUUUUGGCACCUACAAAUACCUGCACAUCUCCUACAGCUGUGUUCCUCCAAAGUCCAGCCAGACCUGUGAAGGCCAUCUCAGCAGUCUGGAAUGUGGUUCAAACGUAAUCCACAUCCAUGACGCCAGUUAUGGCCGGACUGAUGAAACCACCUGCUCUUCUGGACGACCUGCACAUCAGCUUAGCAACACCAACUGCUAUGCUCCCACAACACUCCCCAUAACAAGGGAAAGAUGCGAAGGAAGAAGCACAUGCACAGUGCAUUCCUCCAACCACAUCUUCACUGAUCCGUGUUUUGGCACCUACAAAUACCUGCACAUCUCCUACAGCUGUGUUCCUCCAAAGUCCAGCCAGACCUGUGAAGGCCAUCACAGCAGUCUGGAAUGUGGUUCAAAGGUCAUUCAGAUACAAGCGGCCAACUAUGGGCGGACAGAUGGCACUACAUGUGCAGACGGAACAAACCCGAGCCAGGUCAACAACACCAGCUGCUUUUCCACAAACACACUCUCUGACAUGAGGCAAAUGUGCCAGGGGAAGAGCUCAUGUGAGGUGAGGGCUACAAACGCAGAGCUCUCCAACCCGUGUCCUGGUACCCACAAGUACCUGAACAUCUCCUACAGUUGUACCUCCAAUUCAAGCCAGAUAUGUGAAGGAGACGCAAUGAGAAUCAAUUGUGGUUCCAACCAUUUUAUCAAGAUUCACGAGGCCAAUUAUGGGCGUACAGACGCGACAAUCUGUUCUCAAGAACAUCGGGCGCAUCGGAUCUCCAACACCACCUGUUAUUCACCGAACGCUCUCUGUUGUCAGAAACAGGUGUGUUCCUACAUUAAUAUGGGGGCUUACAGUAUGUUCCAUUGUGAAGGGGAGGUACGGUGCACAAUUACAGUGUCCAACAGCAUCUUCUCCAACCCGUGCCCUGGUACCCACAAAUACCUGGACGUUACCUACAGCUGCGUUCCCCCUAUAUCCAGCCAGACAUGUGAGGGUAACAGCACCAUUCUGGACUGUGGACCAAAUGUGAUAUCCAUCCACACUGCUAACUAUGGGCGCACAAACAGAGACAUCUGCUCUGCUGGACAGCCUGAUGAAGCGGUCAGCAACACUAACUGCAGGACCUCCAGAACCCGACCCAAACUCCAGGACAUGUGUGAUGGAAAACCUACAUGUAAGGUCACAGCAUCAAGCUCCACCUUCUUUACCCCCCGUAACUGUGAAGACACCUAUAAGUACCUGGAUUUGUCCUACAGCUGCAAGGCUCCCAGCUCUCCCUAAACCUGCUCCAGAUUACAGCUCCCAGCUCUCCCUAAACCUGCUCCAGAUUACAGCUCCCAGCUCUCCCUAAACCUGCUCCAGAUUAUUACAGCUGCAAGAUUACAGCUCUCCCUAAACCUGCUCCAGAUUACAGCUCCCAGCUCUCCCUAAACCUGCUCCAGAUUAUUACAGCUGCAAGAUUACAGCUCUCCCUAAACCUGCUCCAGAUUACAGCUCUCCCUAAACCUGCUCCAGAUUACAGCUCCCAGCUCUCCCUAAACCUGCUCCAGAACAAAUCUGCUCACAGUGGUUCCUCAACGCCAAUGUACCAAUUAUCAUGGCAAUCCAGUAAUACUGUUCUCUUACCAAGCAAAUACCCUGAUCUAAACCUGUUGGGUUGGGUGGAUGAAUGCUGUCAGUAGUCAACAUAGUACUAAUACAAUAACAUUUGAUUCAUAAACAUUCAGCUUGAUUUGUAAUGAAUUCAGUUUGAUUUGUAAUACAUUCUGUUUGAUUUGUAGUACAUUCUGUUUGAUUUGUAAUGAAUUCAGUUUGAUUUAUAAACAUUCUGUUUGAUUUAUGUAGGACCAUUACGUUUUUUGUUUUCAAUGUUCAGCUUUAUAACACGAGCUGCUUUACAUCAUGCAGAAUCAGACGUUCUCUUAUGAAUCAGAUGGACUGAUCAAACCUGCUGGGUGGCAAUGUUUAUUUGGAAUUUGGAAUUCAACUUAUUCAUACUUAUUCUUACUGGUGAUGGAGGCACUUGUGGUUUGUAGUUCAACUUGAAACAUCUUUCCGGUUGAGGCCUUGGCUAACGCCGGACCCAAAAAUCCUGUAAUCAACCACAAAAAAACAUGUAAUAAAGCAUUCAGUUAUAUCCUGUAAUCAAUCACACACAAAAAAACAUGUAAUAAAGCAUUCAGUUAUAUCCCGUAAUCAAUCACAC
This is a messenger RNA of Alosa sapidissima (American shad), 3422 nucleotides long. RefSeq lists its product as uncharacterized. The transcript is spliced from 26 exons. Lineage: Eukaryota; Metazoa; Chordata; Actinopteri; Clupeiformes; Clupeidae. The record is from RefSeq and is a predicted model, not a curated record. Bases 38 to 2497 code for a protein of 819 amino acids. Gene Ontology annotation, molecular function: carbohydrate binding.